GUAAAAACUGCACUCCGCCAUUCUUCCUACAUCGACGGUGCACCGAGAUGGCGCUGAAGCCCUUUGGGCGGUUUGAAGAGCACAGCGGUGGCUUGCCAUGGUCCAUCUUCCCACGGAAACGCUUGGACAUUACGUACUCGGACAUCAUGUCAGCGAUUGCGUCGUGCUUUUCACUGAACGAAGCUGACCGCGAUAACCUUGCGACGGAAUUGGAGACCGCGUUUGACCCGCACGGUCGAGCUCUCGCUUGCCUCUCUGUUCGCACUGGGUUCGACCUGUUUUUGCAAGCCAUGGCAUUUCCAAAAGGCAGCGAGAUCAUCUGCUCGUCCAUUACAAUCCCGGACAUGCUCAAGGUUAUCCAUCACCAUGGUCUUGUCGCCGUGCCCGUUGACCUCGACGAGGACACUCUGGCAAUGCAAAUGGACGUGUUGGAGCACUCCGUGACUGCCAAUACCAAGUGCAUUCUGGUCGCUCACGUCUUUGGAACGUUAAACAACUUGGACGCCGUGUCGGCGUUUGCUAAGUCGCACCACGUCCUCCUUGUCGAGGAUUGCGCUCAAGCAUACUGUGGUCCGUCCUACAAUGGCCAUCGUGACACCGACAUUGCGCUCUUCAGUUUUGGGACUAUCAAGACGUCGACGGCGUUCGGCGGCGGUAUCGUGCGAGUCUCGGAUCGAGCGAUCCUGCGCACGAUGCGUGCCAUCAAUAACUCGUACGCGCCGCGAUCUCGCAAGUUUUUCCUUCACCGGUUGAUCAAGUACUCGGUGCUGCACUCGUUGACGACGCCCGCCAUGUUUGGUUUAUUUUUCAACGCCGUGUCCAAACUCGGAUAUAGCGCGGACGACGUGAUCACGGCGCAGAUUCGUGGAUUUGCAGGAGACUUGAUCACUGGCAUCCGCCAGCGCCCGUCCAUGCCGCUCCUGUUUCUUCUCCACCGCAAGCUCACGACGUUUGACAUGGAAUAUGUCGCGAAACGAAAGAGCAAAAGCGAAGAGCUCGAGCAACUCAUUCGCAACAUCCCGCAAACGUCGGUGCCGGGCGUGCAUGCAAAAAACCACUACUACUGGCUCUUCCCGGUCCUCGUGCCCAACCCCCGCCAAGUUGCGGCCGCCAUGAUUCAAGAUGGCUUUGACGUGACCGCCGGCGCGACCCAACUGGCGUUUGUGCCCCAGUAAGACCGUCUUGCAAUCUCGUCUGCAUGUGGAAUGGAUCGCUCUGUAGUCCCACGGAUCGAUCGUACGACCCCGUCAUCUCGAAAAAGGUGAUGCAGAACCUCGUGUACCUCCCCGUGACCGCGGAAAUGCCUCGCUGGGCGUUGGAGAAGAUGGCUGCCUCCCUCGCCAAGGCCGUCGCCGCCGCUCCUUCGUCCAAGCUUUGAGCUUCACCCCUUCUAGCUGGCGACUAACGCGCUUUUCAUGCCGUGGCUUUCAAUUUCGUUCUGUCGUUCGCACACAUCAUUGCCUCCCCCAGCAAGUCUUUUUGGUCGUCCAUGCUGAAGACCUGUUCUUUGCACGGCGCGCGUCUCGAAAGAGUCGAAGUCACAUACGCGCAAUUGGAUUCGUUUUUCUUGAGUUGUUGUAAGUCCUAACAGUUGCAUGGCUGAGGCGUCCAUUAAUCUAAGUCCAUCUUGUCGCCUUCC
Molecule: messenger RNA, 1639 nt
Organism: Aphanomyces invadans
Lineage: Eukaryota; Oomycota; Saprolegniomycetes; Saprolegniales; Verrucalvaceae
Exons: 7
Coding region: 48-1175 (375 amino acids)
Biological process (GO): polysaccharide biosynthetic process
Molecular function (GO): pyridoxal phosphate binding; transaminase activity
Source: RefSeq, a predicted model, not a curated record